AUGGGUGAGCCUAAGAAGGAGACCGUUCAGAAAUGGACAAGCCAACAAGUCUCUCAGUGGAUCUUUGACAGAGAUCCCGAGUUCCAAAACAUGUUAGUAGAUGUGUUGAGUUGUGCUUUCACGGUUCUGAUUCAGUUUGUUUGCAAUCACAAACUUGAUUCCUUUUCUUCGCAUGAUCCCAGUGCCGAUGCCUUCAACUAUCACAACAUCACCGGCGAAAUUCUUCUUGAGCUCAAGGAGUCAGAUUUCAUGAAGAUCGUACACGAUAGACACGUGACGAUGAAGCAAGAGGCCGAGUUUCUGGAGCACCUCUCUAAGCUGCAACGAUACUUCAAGAAACCUAAGACUCGGCAGCGCGCAAGGCGGGGAGUCCCUUCGCUUCCGAUGCUUCUCGUCAACGCCAUCACUUUUCGAUUUGCCGACACCAGCGAGGGGAAGGAUGUGGCUGGGAUGAAGAACAUCUUCUAUGGUUCAGCAUACUCGGUUUUCUGCAACACAGAUGCGAGUAAGCGGCAGAAGCUUCUCGUGCACGUGGGACGAGCUCUGGCAGUUUUCUACGCGUUUGCUGGGAUGUGCUCGAUCUGUUUGGUUCUGUCCACGAUCUUUGCCGUAGUUCAGAUCAUCAUGAUCUACGAGAUGAGCGAUGACGUGGAGCUAGAGGAGUUCCUCGAUCUGAUCGACCAGGAUGUUCAGCUGCCCGGUAUGUUCCUCGUCGCUGGGAUUCUUCUCAUCACUGUCCCCGUCACCAGCUACGUGAUCAUGAACUCCAUGGUGAGUGGGCGAUUCCAAGUCGCGCAACUCUGA
Guillardia theta CCMP2712 is the source of this 804-nucleotide messenger RNA. RefSeq lists its product as hypothetical. Lineage: Eukaryota; Cryptophyceae; Pyrenomonadales; Geminigeraceae. The record is from RefSeq and is a predicted model, not a curated record. The transcript is spliced from 9 exons. The coding region runs from base 1 to 804 and encodes 267 amino acids.